This is a messenger RNA of Paramecium primaurelia, 1239 nucleotides long. NCBI's taxonomy places the organism in Eukaryota, Ciliophora, Oligohymenophorea, Peniculida, Parameciidae. The record is from the annotation of a GenBank genome assembly.
AUGCAGGGCUGUUUUUAAGCGAAAGAAUCCCUAACUGACAUAUUUGAUUAAAUAAAAGAUGUAGACUAAUAAAUAUUUGGGGUCAUUUUAGAAAUAUUAAGAAAAGAAAAAGUGUAAGACUUAAUUGGAUUUCUAUCAGACUUUGGGAAUUAAAGAUUAUUAGAAUCAUCAAUUUAGCAACAAGGAGAGAAAUUAAAACUACGUGAUAAGCAAUAGAAAUGGUCUGUUGGAAGAAAAGACUUGGAGUAAAUUUCAAAUGUUUUAAGAAAAUUAAAAGAUCAUGAGUUCAAUUACAAAGACUUUUCCUCUGAACUAAAUGAAGAAUCAACAUUAAGUCUAAUUUAAAGCAUCAAGGAUAAUAGAAGGAUGAUUGAAUUUUUGAAAUUUUUAGUUCAACUCACACCCAUAAAUGACUAUUUGACACAAUGUGGAUCUAAUUCAUUACAUGUAUUAGUUAAGAUGAAGGUGGAUGUUAGAAACAAAAAUUUUGAAAAAAUUAAGAUCGAAAAAACUUCGUUAGAAGGAGCAAAUGUUUUUAGAAGUAAUUUUUGUGAAUCCUAAUUUAAUAAUUUCAAUAUAAAUGGAAUAAAUUUGAAUGGAGCACUAUUAUUGAAUUGUAAAUGGAAAAACUUAAGAAUCCAUGAAUUAAAUAAAUUAUCUGGUCAUAGUGAUUAAGUAAGAUCAAUUUAUUUUUCUCCAGAUGGAAAUACAUUAGCUUCUGGUAGUAGUCAUAACUCUAUCAGUCUAUGGGAUGUCAAAACAGAAUAAUAAAAAGCUAAAUUAGAUGGUCAUAGUGGAACUAUCUGGUCAGUCUGUUUCUCUCCUGAUGGAAAUACAUUAGCUUCUGGUAGUGUAGAUAGCUCUAUCCAUCUAUGGGAUGUCAAAACUGGAUAAUAAAAAGCUAAAUUAGAUGGUCAUACUCAUUAUGUCAACUCAGUCUGUUUCUCUCCUGAUGGAAAUACAUUAGCUUCUGGUAGUAAUGAUUACUCUAUCCGUCUAUGGGAAAUCAAAAAAAAGUAUUGUUCAGAUUAUAGAUUUAAAGAGCAAUUUUUUGGAGCAUCUAUUUAAAUAAAUACUAAUUAGUGCAAAAAUGCAAUUGAAAAAGGACAUUACAACAUGAUAGAGGAAUUGGAAAUUCAUUUUAGGAAUCAAAUUAAGUUAAUUUAUUUUUAAAAGUUUAGUGGAGGAGGGCUUUACGAUUAAGCUAAAGUAGAAAAAUAGGCAGAUGGACUGAAUUGA